CAACAAUGCGCGUCAUUCGCAGCUCUGGAGGUGUCUAUUUUCUGUCUCUUCUACCGUGUUAUAGCCUCCUCCGUCGCAGCUCCAUGGCCCUCAAGUCUCCGCAUUGAUCCACCAGAUUGUUGGGGGAAGCUGUUCUGUUCCUCUGGAUAUCGAUGCUGCACAUCCCCUCUCCACCACCGCGCCAGCUCAACACAGCGAGGAAGCUGGGUAUCAAUCUCCGCCCGGGAGAGCUAACACCGUAAUCGCAAACCUAUUACCACAUCUCGCGCCCGGCGCGGCGCGCAAACACACACACAAUAAUAAUAGCCGUCCGCCACGAUGCUGUCCGCAUUCACGGCUCGGCCCAUCAUCGAACUCAAGCAGCGGGACAAGUCCAAGAUUGAGUCCAUCUUGGCUUAUGGCGACCGCGUGCUCGUCGGCCUCAACACCGGCUCCCUUCGAAUCUACCGAGUAAACGACAUCCCACCACCAUCCGAUCCCCCAAACCCCCCCUCCCAAACCUCCACCAGCCAACCCUCCCACGAUGAACCACCACCACCACCACCACCACCACCACCACCCCAAAAACCAACCGACCUCCUCCGCGAGGUAGAAAAGUUCUCCCCCCGCGCCAUCGAGCAGCUGGCCAUCAUCAAAGGAGCCAACACGCUAGUCUCCCUCUCAAACUACACCGUCUCCCUCCAUGACCUCCAAACCUUCUCCCCCAUCGAAGCUCCCCUCUCCAAAACAAAAAACGCCUCCACCUUCGCCGUAACAAGCAACGUAGUCCAGGACCCGUCAACAGGCGUCCCAGAGAUCAUCUCCAGGCUCGCCGUGGCUGUAAAACGCCGGUUGUUGCUCUGGUCAUGGCAGGAGAGCGAGCUAUCCCCCGAUGUGACCGAGAUACUACUCUCGGAAUCAAUCCGGUCACUAACCUGGGCAAACGCCACCAAGAUCGUCUGCGGCAUGAACGGCGGGUUUGUCAUUGUAGAUGUGGAGACGGGAAGUAUAGAGGAUAUCGUCGGGCCAGGGGCGAUCGGGACGACGGGAGGGGGGGGUGGGAUGGGACGUUUCGGGUCGGUGAGCGCUACUGGGAUGUCGUAUAUGGGAUUGGGGAGUUACAUCCCUAAGCCGCUGUCUACCAAGCUCGCGGAGGGCGGGUUGUUGCUGGCAAAGGAUAUCAAUACUUUAUUCAUUGACGAUUCCGGGAGGGCGCUGGAGAAGCAUCAGAUCCCGUGGCAGUCUGCGCCCGAGUCGAUCGGGUACAGCUAUCCAUACAUUCUGGCUCUGCAGCCGCCGGUGAAGGGGACGCUGGAGGUGCGCAACCCUGACACGCUGAGUCUACUGCAGACGAUCAGUCUCCCUGGUGCGGCGGCUCUGCACUUCCCCCCACCGACGGUUAGUGUCCAGCACACAGGCAAGGGAUUUCACGUCCUGAGCGAUAGGGCAGUGUGGAAAAUGGAAGCGACGGAUUACGACUCACAGAUUGACGAGCUGGUCAAGAACGGGAGGCUGGACGAAGCGAUCAGUGUGCUCGGCAUGCUAGAGGACGCCUUGUUGAAGAAUAAGACUGAGACUAUGAGGGAGGUCAAGAUGCUAAAGGCGGAGGUGCUGUUUAAGCAAAAGAAAUACAGGGAGUCGAUGGACCUGUUCAGUGAAGACGAGGUGGAUGCCCCGCCGGAAAGAGUCUUGAAGUUGUUUCCCAGGAUUAUUGCGGGGGAUUUGUCGGGUGUGGAGGAGCAGGAGGAGCAGGAGGAGCAGGAGCAGGAGGAGGAGGAGGAGGAGGAGGAGGAGAAGAAGAAGAAGAAGAAGGAUGAUUCUGAUCAUGAGGGGAGUACAGUUGGGAAGCACUCGGAGCCGCAGGUUGUCGCCUCUCCUCCCAAGGCUGGCGGGGGGGGAGGAGGGGGGUUUGCAAAGUAUCUGAUGGGACAUCGGAAGCAACAGCUUAAUCCUGAGACUGCUUCUGUCGCCUCUUCGCGGCGGACAACACAGGAUGAUGACGCGGCUAGUGUUAGGGGGCGAUCAAGCGAGGACCAUCACUCACAGGAGGAGAAGGAAAAGGAUUUGAAGAAUGCGGUUCUGGAACUGAAUUCUUAUCUUGCUGGUGCCAGGGCGAGGUUGCAGAGGGUGAUUGAUCCUGCUACGGGGAAACUGAAGCCGAGGAGGGCCCGGUCGGAGACGCUCUCUGCCUCCCAGACGGCUGCUCAGGAGGAUCUGACGCUUUCUUCGCGGCAGGUGGAUGAGUCGGAGUUGCAGCUCGCGGCGGAGCUGCAGCACACGUUCAAGAUUGUGGACACGACGCUGUUUAGGGCGUUCAUGUACUCGCGUCCGCAGCUGGCGAGCUCGCUGUUUCGGAUACCGAAUUUUUGCGAUCCGGAUGUGGUGAAUGAGAGGUUGGUGGAGCAUAAUCGAUUCAAUGAGCUGGUUGACUUUUUCUAUGGCAAGAAACUUCAUCGGGAGGCGUUGAAUCUCUUGAGGAAGUUUGGGAGCUGUCCGGAGCCGGAUGAGGCGGCGCCGGGCUUGCAUGGGCCGCAGAGGACAGUGGGGUAUCUGCAGGGGUUGCCGCCGGAGAUGAUUGAUGUUAUCUUGGAGUUUUCCGAGUGGACGCUGAGGAAGGACCCGGGGUUGGGGAUGGAGGUUUUUUUGGCGGAUACGGAGAAUGCGGAGACGUUGCCGCGGGAGAGGGUGGUGGAGUUUUUGAGGGGGGUUGAUGUGGCGUUGGAGACGAGGUAUUUGGAGCAUGUCGUUGGGGAGCUGGGGGAUGGGACGCCCGAGUUUCAUAAUCGGUUGGUGGAACUGUUUGUGGUGCAGCUGAAGGAGGGGAAGAAGAAGGAUGGGGAGUGGGAGGGGUUGAUGGGGAGGUUGGUGAGGUUUUUGAGGGAGAGCAGGCAGUAUAGCUUGGGAAGGGCGUUGAGCUGGAUUCCGAAGGAGGAUCCCUCCUUUUAUGAGGCUCAUGCGGUGGUUCUCAGCAACAUGGGACAGCACAGGCAGGCGCUGGUGAUAUAUGUCUUCAAGAUGAAGGACUAUGCCAAGGCAGAGGAAUACUGCAACCACAUCCACAAGACACAAGACCUCCCCCCCUCUUCGUCUCCUGACCAAAACGACACCGACAACGCCGACCAGCCCUCCAUCUACCACACCCUCUUGUCACUCUACCUCCGCCCACCUAGACCUCACGAGCCCAACCUUGGACCUGCGCUGGAUCUCCUCUCAAAACAUGGCUCCCGUCUGCCAGCUACUUCGACCUUAUCGCUUGUGCCAGAUGAUCUGCCUGUCGCGCAACUGGAAUCGUAUUUCCGCGGCAGGAUGAGGAGCGCGAAUUCAAUGGUCAACGAGACGAGGGUGGUGGCUGGGCUGAGGAGGACAAGCCACUUGGCGGCCCAGGCAUUGUUGUACCUGGGAGAUGGGAUACCGGGGGGUCAGGCGGGGAGGAACAGGAGGGUGGUUGUUGGGGAGGAGAGGAUGUGUGGGGGGUGUCAUAAAAGGUUGGGGAGGAGUGUGGUGGCGGUUUUGCCGGACAAUAGGGUGGCCGAUGAGUCCGGGGAGUGUCAGGUCGGGGGAGGGGGGGGGGUUGAAGAAUUGGGGGAGGGUUUGAACUGUAGUUUUAUUAGAGAAGGUAGUUGUAGAAAGUUGAGUGGGGAGGGGAGGGGGGGCACACCAUUAUUCACCCCUCUGUUCGUUUAA
Molecule: messenger RNA, 3663 nt
Organism: Podospora bellae-mahoneyi
Lineage: Eukaryota; Fungi; Ascomycota; Sordariomycetes; Sordariales; Podosporaceae
Gene: VAM6
Product: Vacuolar morphogenesis protein 6
Exons: 5
Coding region: 319-3663 (1114 amino acids)
Biological process (GO): autophagy; endosomal vesicle fusion; vesicle-mediated transport
Cellular component (GO): fungal-type vacuole membrane; cytoplasm
Source: RefSeq, a predicted model, not a curated record